UUAGUUGCUAUAGAAAGAUAUCGUAUCGCGAAGUCGACGAAGCACUGAUAUAAAACCGACAGAGAGACACACGACAACAGAAUACACAAAAUACUAACAGUUGUUCAAUAAUUUAACUUGCGUAUAGCUGUACGUUUUCUGUAUUAUAUUUCAAUAGUUUAUUGGACGUUGGUAGUUUUCUUUUCGUUCUUUUUUUUUUUUUCUUCUUAUUUUUGCCUAUUUCGUGUCUCUUUUCACCCCUUCAUCCUGGGCUAAUGCGUGGAAUUUCAGAAAGCUCCCCAAAUCGUACAAUGGCGGAGGACUUUGAUGUUGAGGCAUUGCUGGAGGCGCCCUAUAAAAAAGGGAUGGUAUGUAACAUGUACCCUCGCGCUCGUGCGAUGUUCCACAGCGAGUUCCUAGAAAAGACUUGAACACGAGAAGAAAAAGGAUGUGUGGUUGGCCAUUGGUAGUUUAAGACCAAGGCAUGCUCAACCCAAGAUUGCAAUGCUUUCCUAAAACCCAAUUGGAGCAGGACUCCUUAUCCCGAGACAAAUCCUCCAAAGAGAAUGGGUCCAGUCGGAAAUCUUCUGGAAAGAGCAAGCAUCGCUCGCGCACCCGUUCAAGAUCAAGAGAUCGGAAAGACAGGAGAGACCGAGAUCGUGGAGAGAGAGAUCGGGAUCGUGAGCGUGAACGCGGUGAGAGAGAGCGUGAUCGUGACCGAGGAGACAGAGACCGUGAUAGGGGAGACAGAGAACGGGAGCGGGACAAGGAUCGGGACAGAGAGCGAGAUAAGGAUCGUGACAAGGACCGUGAUAAGGAGCGGGAUCGUGACAGAAAACGAAGAACGCGCUCUCGAGAGCGGCGUGACCGAGACAAAGAUAAGGAACCCGAAAGAGAAAAGGAUCGAGGCCGCGACAGGGAUAGAAAAAAGAAGAGAUCGCUGACGCCUAUCUCGCUUCCUAGAGUUCGACCACCCUUUGGGAAGGCAGUUAGCCCGCUAGGACUGGUUGAUGAGCUCACUCCCGAAGAACGUGACGCUAGAACUGUAUUUUGCAUGCAACUGAGCCAGCGAAUUAGAGCACGUGACUUAGAAGAGUUCUUCUCUAGUGUUGGCAAAGUCCAGGAUGUCAGACUUAUCACUUGCAAUAAAACCAGGCGGUUCAAAGGAAUUGCUUAUGUCGAAUUUAAGGACCCAGAAAGCGUCACACUGGCAUUGGGUUUAUCGGGACAGAAAUUACUGGGUAUACCGAUAGUUGUCCAACAUACUCAAGCAGAGAAAAAUCGUAUGGGCAACUCGAUGCCAAAUCUUAUGCCAAAGGGACAGACUGGACCGAUGCGGCUUUACGUUGGGUCUCUGCAUUUCAAUAUAACUGAAGACAUGCUUCGAGGGAUUUUUGAACCGUUUGGUAAAAUUGAUAACAUCCAACUGAUCAUGGAUCCGGAAACUGGUCGCAGCAAAGGAUACGGAUUUUUAACGUUCCGAAAUGCUGAUGACGCGAAAAAAGCUUUGGAACAAUUGAACGGGUUUGAACUAGCCGGCAGGCCCAUGAAAGUCGGCAAUGUCACGGAACGCACAGAUUUACUCCAGGGUUCUUCUCUCUUAGACACUGAUGAAUUGGAUCGCAGCGGUAUAGACCUUGGUGCAACGGGCAGGUUACAGCUAAUGUGCAAAUUGGCUGAAGGAACUGGUCUCGAAAUUCCUCCAGCAGCAGCGAAUGCUUUGAACAUGGCACCGGUGAUUGCAGCCCCACAACCACCUCCGCAAGCGGCUCCACCUAUCGCCACUCAGUGUUUCAUGUUGUCGAACAUGUUUGAUCCGCAAAACGAGACGAAUCCAAAUUGGGCAAAGGAAAUCCGAGACGACGUUAUCGAAGAGUGUAACAAACACGGCGGUGUUUUACACGUCUACGUUGAUCAGGCCUCUCCUCAAGGUAACGUGUACGUGAAAUGUCCAUCAAUCGCGACAGCCGUCGCUGCUGUGAAUUCGUUGCACGGACGAUGGUUCGCGGGACGUGUUAUAACCGCAGCGUACGUGCCUCUCGUUAAUUACCACUCGUUAUUCCCCGACGCAAUGACAGCCUUACAGUUACUUGCACCGAGUGCUCCAAGGCGAGGAAUGUGAUCUCAAGCUUAGUAAGAAUAAACGGGUUAUUCAGAUAUUUUAAAUUCAAUAUCUAAUUUACUCUUAACGAUCACAAUUUUCAUUUCUACGUGUAUGAAUACCGUGGUAUUUCGUGUAUCAUCAAUCAUUCCGUGGUAUUAAUGGUAUGGAUGUGACUUAGUAGGAAAAAUUAUGUUCUGACUAUAUUCAGAAUCAAUGGGUCUCACUGUUGAAAUCAAGAGUUGGGAAAGGAAAAAAAAAAUGGUAACAAAAAAUAUCCAGCGGUGUUGUGACGAUGAUAGUGAAUACCAAUAAAACAAUAUCCCUAUGAUACGAUAGACAUGAAUCUAAGAAAAUUCGAACUUAACAUACCGAUAAUUAGAAUAACGAGUCUGAGCAAAUUUGAAUAUCGCGAGCUCAGAUAUUGACAACUUGAGACAAGCUUCUAUAAUUAGACCGCUCAAAAUGAUUAAUCUUUGACGUUUUGGAUCUGAUUUUAAUGUUUCUGCAAAUAUUCUCUUCACCAUACAGAUUCAAUCCAGAGAUCGCCCACAAAAAUCCUAGAAAUAUCUUCAUAGUGCAUAAAAAUAGAUUUUCUUCGACAUUCACAUUUGCGCGUUAUAACUAUGGUAUACUGUAAGAUUUCUUGAAUGUUUUCCUAAAUAAAACAAGCAAAAUGAGCUCAAAAACAUUAGAAUCUGAAAAAAAUGAGUUCAAUCAGUUUGAACGUUCUAAUUAUAAAAGCUUUUCUCUUAUUGCCAAUAUCUUGGUUUGUGUGAUUCGGAUUUGCGCAGCAUCAUUUCGAUCAUAUAGUAGGGCUGUUGUUUCGUUUGUCUUGACUAUCAUUGGCACAAGCAAUACUUCCAAAGAUUUUUCGAACAAUUUGUUAUCUUUAUCCAAUUUUUAAUUCAGAUGGCCCCUUCCUGCUUUAUUCUGACACUGACAUUGCAUUCGAUCUGGUCUGAAUAUUGUUUAUCUGUAGAAUUAUUGAUGCUAUACACACCAGUAGUUAUAAACAGUCGCUGAAAAAUAACAAAAAUGAUUUGUUACAUAAGUUAAAUUACUUGAAAUGAAUAAUAAAGACAAUUUAUAGUUUCGACGUUUGAUGAUAUACAAUAAACUGCAAGAACCCCACAUGGACGUUUUUGUUGGUAAGCUAUUGUAAUAUGAUUGUAGAUUUGUUAUAUUUUUACUGCAAUCAAAAUUGCAACUAACAAGUGAUAAUUAUUCACGAUACUUGAUGAUAUUAGAUUUCAAUGGUGUAACCUCGUUUUCUUUCAAUGUUAGAGCGGUAAAAAUAUUAUUGUUGAUUGUCAGCCAAUCCCAGAUACAAUGGUAAAUUAUCAUUUCAUUUAUUGUAGGAAUUUUCUCUUAUUAUUAUUUGAUUUGAACAAUCGCUAUUUAUAAAAUUGUAUAAAAAAUGUGCCUAGUUCAAAUUUAUAAUACGAAAAUCAUCACCUAAUCAUUACAUAUUUUGUAUUACUAUAUUUCGUUGGUAAAACACGUGAUUGAUUCUUUCUAUGUAAUUCAAUAUUGUACAAAUCUUGGGUUUUGCGGGUUCGAAUUCAAUGGAAAAACCUUCUAGAACAAUUCAUUUAGUUAUCUAGUGCUAAUUUACACUAAAUAAGAUUACAGCAAGGUAACUGAGAUCUAAUUUUACGUUUGACUGCGUUCCAAGAGAUUCUUUCAAUCUACAAUAAUACUUGUUUUCUAUUUGUACUUACUUUGAGGUUCAUUCUUGACGGGUUUCAGACUCUUGGUCCACUUGAACACAAAAUUAAAAAAUCAUAUUCGAUUCAAUUUCGGCUUAAAAAUCUUCGGCCUCAAAUCUGGAUCAAAUGCCCCAGAUUGCACAGUUGAUGACAUUGGACAAUUAUUCAAUUAGUUAUUGAGGAAGUGCGAUACCCGCAGACCCCUUUGAUUAACGUAUUGACAAGGUAUAGCUGUAUAUAAGUUUUGUAAAUUAACUUAAACUAGUAAUAGAUAUAACUUAACAAAUGUAACUUCGCAAGUAUGAUAAAUUAAAUUAAUGUAAAUUUAUGGCGUAUUCACCCUGGUCUGCAAUAAAAACGUUACAAACAA
This is a messenger RNA of Diprion similis, 4162 nucleotides long. It is a transcript of the gene Caper, whose product is annotated as RNA-binding protein 39. The transcript has 10 exons. The record is from RefSeq and is a predicted model, not a curated record. Lineage: Eukaryota; Metazoa; Arthropoda; Insecta; Hymenoptera; Diprionidae. Gene Ontology annotation, biological process: mRNA processing. Bases 464 to 2101 code for a protein of 545 amino acids. Gene Ontology annotation, molecular function: RNA binding. Gene Ontology annotation, cellular component: nucleus.